AUGCUACGAUACGAAAAAGGAAGUUUAAAGUGCGUAGGAUCUGAAGACAACCCAACACUGCCACCGGAAAACCUCUGUACGAACGGACUAAACUACGACGCCAUACCGGCCGAAAAUUCAAGCAAUUACGAACGGACAAAACUACGACCGACCACGGACGACAGAUCAGCCCCCAUUCAAUACGACGCCAUACCGGAUUCUAUGGAAGCUUUGGACCCAGGGGCACAACACAAUGGAGACGAAGCAACAGAGUGCAACAUGGUCGUAUUACCCGAUGGCACAAAACAGUGGCUACCUAAAUGCAACAGCGAAAACACCCCAUAUAUUGGGCAAGAAUUUGCAACACUAGAAAACGGAGUAGACUUCUAUGGGGCAUACGCAAUAAUCGCCGGAUUCGAUAUCCGACACGGGACGAAGCGAAGGAACAGGGCAGGGGCAGUUCACUUAAAAUAUAUUUUAUGUUCACGGGAAGGAUACAAGCCCAAGAAAAUGAGUAGUAGCGACAAAGGAACCACCGCCUCACCGAAGAAAAGGCGUCGGCUAUCAACUCGUGUUGGUUGUAACGCCCGAAUAGGGUUCACAAGGCGCAAAAGCGGUAGCUACAAAAUACAUGCACUUGAGCUAUGGCACACACACUGCCUAUGCUCUGACAUUGGUAGGCCAUUUCUUAAAAUAAAUAGGAAGCUAGAUAUUGGACACAAGAUAUUCGUAGCAAACUGUGCAAGGGCAAACAUUGGUUCCACAAAAUCAUGGAGGUUAUACAAGGAAAUGGUUGGAAGUUUUUCCGAUAUAGGAGCAACAUCCACCGAUUUCUGCAAUUUUAGAAGGGACUUGUUGGCAUAUAUUGCUGGAGCAGAUGCACAGAUGGUAGUAGAGGACAUGUACAAAAACAAAGAGAUGGAACCCGACUUCUACUUUGAUUUUGAUCUCAACGAAGACAGAGAGCUAUGCAGGCUUUUUUGGGCAGACACAAUAUCCCGGAAAAAUUUUGCAUGUUUUGGCGAUGUGAUGUCAUUCGACGCAACCUACAGCACAAACAGAUACAAGCUCGUAUUUGUACCGUUUACAGGAGUCGACAACCAUAAACGGAGCAUUACAUUCGGAGCAGGCCUCAUUGCAAGAGAGGACAUUGACUCCUACUAG
Molecule: messenger RNA, 1143 nt
Organism: Ipomoea nil (Japanese morning glory)
Lineage: Eukaryota; Viridiplantae; Streptophyta; Magnoliopsida; Solanales; Convolvulaceae
Product: protein FAR1-RELATED SEQUENCE 5-like
Exons: 3
Coding region: 1-1143 (380 amino acids)
Biological process (GO): regulation of DNA-templated transcription
Source: RefSeq, a predicted model, not a curated record